AUGGAGAUACAGUUGUGUCUCCCACUUGGGGAGUGGGGAUCAUCAUCAUCAUCAAAAUCAACCUUCAAUCUUGAAAAGGCUGUUUGCAACCAUGGAUUUUUUAUGAUGGCUCCAAAUCAGUGGAUACCAUCUGCCAAGACGCUACAACGGCCCUUGCGCUUAGCUGACUCCACCACCUCAGUCCUCGUCAGCAUUUCACAUCCCAAGAAACACCCUUCUGAUCUCCUCCAUAUCCAUGUUCUUGGGACUAACUUCCUCUCCCCACAAGACCAACAAGUUUUAUUGGCACAGGUAGCUCGAAUGUUAAGGAUAUCAGAGAAGGAUGAAAACAAGAUUCUAAAAUUCCAUGAGAUCCAUUCAAGAGCGAAGAAGAAAGGAUUUGGCCGUCUUUUUCGCUCCCCAUCCCUUUUUGAAGAUAUGGUGAAGUCAAUUCUCCUUUGCAAUUGCAACUGGAAGAGGAGUUUGGAUAUGGCUAAAGCACUGUGUGAUCUUCAAUUGCAACUAAGCGGAGGUUCAGUUGAUGAAGAAUCCAUCUGCAGCUCCAAAAAGAUGAGAACUGGAAGGAGGGGAUUGAAAAGAAAAAAUAGGAUGAUGGUUUCCUACGAUCCUUCUCCUCCUAGCUUCUUUGAAGAGAGAAUAAGAGCAUACGGAAACUUCCCUACCUCAAAAGAUUUAGCUAACCUUGAUGUUGAACUUCUUGAAAAGCAUUGCAACCUUGGGUAUAGAGCUAGCUACAUUUUACAACUUGCCAAACAAAUUGAGACUGGUGGAAUCAAGCUGCUGGAAAAGCAAGAUGAAGAAGAUGAAGAUAAAGACUAUUAUGAUAAUUUGUACAAGAAGUUGAAACGUUUAAAUGGUUUCGGGUCCUUUGUAUGUGACAAUAUGCUGAUGUGCUUAGGAUUGUAUGAAAGGAUACCAACUGAUACCGAAACUCUAAGGCAUUUGGGAAAGGUAAAGUUUAUCAAUGCAGUUCCGUGGAAGCAAAGAUUGCACUGA
Messenger RNA from Telopea speciosissima, 996 nucleotides. RefSeq lists its product as uncharacterized. Gene Ontology annotation, biological process: DNA repair; base-excision repair, AP site formation. Gene Ontology annotation, cellular component: nucleus. The transcript has 4 exons. Lineage: Eukaryota; Viridiplantae; Streptophyta; Magnoliopsida; Proteales; Proteaceae. Gene Ontology annotation, molecular function: 8-oxo-7,8-dihydroguanine DNA N-glycosylase activity. The record is from RefSeq and is a predicted model, not a curated record. The coding region runs from base 1 to 996 and encodes 331 amino acids.